UCUUUUUUCUAUUUCUAUGCUCUUCCCGUAGUUACUAUAUUCAUAUACUAGUGUAGAGCACUUAUAAAGUGUUCACUUGUGUAUAUACUUCUAUUAUUUUAUUGUUUUUCAUCUUGAAGAGUUCACUGAAUCGUUUAUACAUAUUCUUUUAUGAUGGCAGCUACUAGAAUGGAUAAUAAGAGGAGACCGAGUAUUAAUUUUGAGACCUUCACGUGGAAAAUUGAAAAUUUCUCUAGACAGAACACCAAUAAACUAAAAUCCAAGGCUUUCCAAAUCCGAGGUUAUAAAUGGCAGAUUCGUUUGUAUCCAUUAGUGAAAAAUGUUGACCAUUUUUCAUUACGUUUGAUGGUUGCGGAUUCUUUACCACCGUAUGGAUGGGACAGAAAUACGUAUUUCAAGUUGGCUCUAAUUAAUCAAUUGGAUGGCAGUAAAUCAGUGGUAAAAGAGACUGAACAGAAGUUCAAAGGUGGAUUUCGUGAGUGGGGCUCAUUUUUUGUGAAUGUUAGUGACUUCUAUGACCCUAAACAAGGCUAUCUUGUGAAUGAUACAUGCAUCAUUGAAGCUCAUGUUUGUGUCUCUGAUCUUAGCACUCUUCAAGCUAACAACUUGAACAUAAUUACUCCAACCAACGACCUUAAAUUUGGUGAUCAAUCAGCAAGACAUUCAGAAACAUCAGAAGGGGAAGUUCAAGGUUCAGAUUUGACACUAAGGGACCUUCUAGAUUUGGAGUGCUUAGCAAAAGAAGGAGCAGAUUUUGUUCCACUGUUGGAAGAGGCAUGCAUAUGGCAUCCUUCCCUGAUAAGGAGCCAGAGUAAAAGUUCUAAACUGUUCAAACAAUGGGCAUUCACAUCUUUGGGUGAAGUUCUGCAUGUACUCAAGAUAAGUAAGGUGAAGGAUAUGAAUGAAGAUGCAUUCAAUCACCUUCAAGGUUUAUGGGAGGAACUUGUUAAGCGGUCCGGAUUUCAAUUGUCUUGGUUGGAGCCUUAUGUUCAAUCUGCAUUGGCUAUGAAAGCUCAGGUGGAAAAAGCAGCUGAAGUGAAUAAACUCAAAGACAAUGUGGUUGAUUUGGAGGUUAAAAUGAAGAAGUUGAGGGGAGAGUUGAAAGCUGCAGAAGCUGAGUUUGAGGUAGCAAGGAGAGCCUUGGCUGAGGCAAGAAAAGGUUUCAUAGAGAUAGAGGUGGAUUUGAAUGCUGAAUUAGGCUAUGCCAUGUUUUAAACUAUGUAAUGAUAACUGAACUUUUCUUUUUUUUUUUAAAAAACUUUAAGGUUCUUUAAGUUUCAUUUCCUUGCAGAUGAUGGGGGGAAAUGCUAGGGUGUCCACUGCUAAUACUUCAUUGUAUGUAGUCUGCAUGUGUAAUAUUUUCGUCAUGGGUGGUAUGGAUAAAAAUAGGUCACAUUGUUAGAUAGGGGUUCCUGCUUAUAUCACAUCCAAAUAUGCGUUUGAAUCUUUA
Messenger RNA from Glycine soja, 1450 nucleotides. Its product is annotated as MATH domain and coiled-coil domain-containing protein At3g58270-like. The coding region runs from base 151 to 1215 and encodes 354 amino acids. Gene Ontology annotation, molecular function: protein binding. The transcript is spliced from 3 exons. Lineage: Eukaryota; Viridiplantae; Streptophyta; Magnoliopsida; Fabales; Fabaceae. The record is from RefSeq and is a predicted model, not a curated record.